Sphaeramia orbicularis (orbiculate cardinalfish) is the source of this 3235-nucleotide messenger RNA. RefSeq names its product suppressor APC domain containing 2 (gene sapcd2). The record is from RefSeq and is a predicted model, not a curated record. Lineage: Eukaryota; Metazoa; Chordata; Actinopteri; Kurtiformes; Apogonidae. The coding region runs from base 227 to 1651 and encodes 474 amino acids. The transcript is spliced from 6 exons.
ACACACAGGGCAGACUUUGAGUGAAGAGGUAGGGUCUACCUUUACUACAAUAAAAUGUAACGUCACAGUUAACAUUAAUAAUAUAACUAGAGUAGGUUUUUUUUCCUAUUAAGUACCAGAGCAUUCGGUUAAACUGCUCUGUAUGCUCCGUGGGGGGUUUAUGUAAAGUUUUCAGCUUGCUUUGCGUGUUCUCAUUGAUUGGCCAUCGGAAGUCCUCGGUACCUUCAUGGCUUUGAUAGCGACUGACCAAGGCUGCAAACUGAACGGGACGGUGGAGAUUUACAGCAGAGUUGGAGCAAGAAAAGACGUGUUUCAUGGAAAAAUGGACGGCUUUAAAACUGCUCAAAUACAGCCCAAAGAUGCGGAAUAUUCAACAGAUGGCCUGCCCAAAGCCUUCCUCCACAGCCUGAGGACUCUGUUUGACAUUUUGGAUGACGGCGGACGGGGAUACGUCCACAUUUCCGAGAUCGAGAGCCGCUGGCAAGGCGCAGACACCCGGGACCUGCCCGGCGGGGUGCUGGGCUGCCUCCGGAGGGUCGCCCCGCCGCAUGGCUGCCUCACCUUUGAGCGGUUCGUUGCGGGGCUGCGGUACUCCAUGCUCAACCCGGAGAACAGUAACCACUUCAAGGUUCAGGCAGCCGUGCACCCGCAGCAGAUUUCGAAACAGACCCAAAAAGCCGCCGCCACGGUGGCCAGCUGCGGGGUCGGGACCCGGGCUGAGAACAAGGUCCGACCGCUGGGUCCGAGCAAUGUCACCAACACCCAGCAGCACCGGGCGUCCUCUCUGCAGUGCCGGACCAGGCCGGAGGAGGGGCACGGUGCUUACCCCGCUUGUGGACCUGCGAGGUACAACGCGGGCUUCGAGAGGUCCGGGCGGAGUCUGGAACGGAUUCCAGUUGCUCCGGAGGGCGGGUGUUACCGGACCGACCAAGGCCACCUCACCAAACCGGCCCAGGCGCAGCAGAGCCGAGUCCGGUCCAUUGAGUCACUGGCUCUGGAGUCCCCUCAGCUUUCAGGGCCGAGCGUUGUGAAAUCAGGUUUACCCAGAUCAAUGAGUGAAUCUGCAACAGGAUUUACCGGCAACUCCAGACGACACGGGCGGAGUCGAGAAGAGCAAAGGCGGCACACCAUAUCCAAUGGAGUGGAUUAUGGCAUGCUGAAGCAAAUGAAGGAGCUAGAGCAAGAGAAGGACUCCCUGCUGGCAGGCCUGGAGGUGGUGGAGCGAGCUAGAGACUGGUACCAGAGCCAAAUCCACAACGUCACUGAGAGACAGCGACAAGUCGGCCAGAGCUCCCAUGUCGCAGAUUUAUUCACAGAAGCAAGUCAGAGUCGCAUGAAUGUUUUAAUUCCUAAACUGCAAGAAGUCAACCGCUGCCUCAAUGACCUUAUUACCUGUAAUGGGAUGCCCUUUCCUUCCGGUGGCUCUCAGACAGCAGCACUGUCCAGCAGCUCUCAGCCUCCGCCUCCAGCUCCUCCACAGGCCAUCCAGAGACUGAAGGACCAGAAUCGACUCCUCACACAGGAGGUGACGGAGAAGAGUGAGCGGAUCACCCAGCUGGAGCAAGAAAAGUCGGCUUUGAUCAAACAACUUUUUGAAGCUCGUGCCCGCAGUGCACAAGACACAAGCACCAUGGAUUCAACUUUCAUCUGAAGCCUCCACACGACACCUUUACAUGAGUAUCUUUAAGCUAGGAAACGAGCACAAGGAGCUAAAGAUGUAAUCCUGACAUCUGCACUGCUUUGGAGCAAAAAAGACUGAACCGAACUGAUCCUAGUUGUUGUUUACCUAAAUGAUCAUGUGCGGCAGUGACGCACCUUUAGCCAUGACACUCCCUCGACUGCACCAUGUGACAACUACUCACCAGAACCGAACCAUGCACUACCUACGAGUAAACACUUAAGGAGCCCAUGUUACGUGACUGGACAGAGAAUCUAGGAUGUAUUGCUGUCUUGUUUUCUCCCAAAACCCCCAGUGCUCCUGCCUCACAAACAAGACUGGAACAAUAUAAAGAAAAAACAGUCUCUAGAGAUCACAUCACUCCAUUUCUUGCAGGAUUACAGCAUCUGCCAGAUUUCCACUCCUACUCCCAAAAGAAUGCUUUUUUUUUUUUUUUAACCACUGAUGCUUGACUGCAAAAGCAGUAGAGGAUUAUUAAAUCUGAAAUUGGGAACCUAACAAGUAUUGCACAAAGUAGAAGAAUGGUUUCUGUUGGAAUAAAAUGCCAUAUGUCUUCACAGGGGAAUAAGAAAACAAAUCAUCAGCUGUAUCUGCUUGCUGUGACCUAUCAAUGCUUAUUUUAUUUUUUUUAGGUUUGGUACUUUUGAUCUAAACCUUAAUGGGAUAGACAUUUCCCAUGUCUUCAGUAUUUCCUCUUUUAAUGCAAACCAGUGAUGCAUAAUAUGUUUACUUGACAUUGGGAUUAUGAUUUGUAGUGUUUACUUUCAAACACAAACACACACAACUGUUCUUAUAUUACAGCAUGUUUAAGCUCUUUUGACAUUUUUUCUUUUUAAAGAUUGGAAUAAGAUGCAGGAGGACAACCUAUAAGCCAAUGAGAUGUAGAGGUGGAGGCAGAUGAGAGAAGAGUGGAAAUUUGCAUGUAGCAGAGAGUGGAGGAGGAUAAACCCGUUAGACGGUGAAUGUGUCUGAGUGUGAGCUCUGUGGUUGGCAGAUCUUCUGAUUUUAUGUCAGAAACAAAACAUAAGUCUUCACUUUGGCUCUUUGUUGCCAUAUCCACUGUCUUCACAAUAGUGACAUUUACUCAGUUUGUUUUUUUCUCUAUUUUUAGCUCAAAAUAUUUUUUACUUUGAAGACGUUUCCUUUUGAGAUUUAACAUUAAGCACAGAAGAAAAAAAAAAAAAAAAACUAAACAAAAAACUUUUUCCAUAGAAGCAUCUUUUUUUUUCCUUACCAGGAUCUGCCUGGAUAUGGAUGGUUUUAGAUGAUAAUGUAAAAACAGUUAAUCAUCCUCAAGUUUACAAUGAGAAGUAUGUAGUUAGUGGGUUGCAGUAGGGACGAAGACAGUAGCUUGUUGUAAUGGAAGUGUACGGUACUGAUGACAUGUCUGCAUGUUAACAUAGUUCUAAACUCUUGGUGUCUCUUUCCCACUUAUUUGAUUGUAUGUGUCUUGCUGCUUAAACCACUUUAUUUGUGAGUGAAACUCUUUUCUUUCUGAUUUCUCGAGUCAUGAGGUUCAGAUAAAAUGUAAAAUAAUAAAUAUGACCAAACACUCUU